Molecule: messenger RNA, 1951 nt
Organism: Frieseomelitta varia
Lineage: Eukaryota; Metazoa; Arthropoda; Insecta; Hymenoptera; Apidae
Exons: 8
Biological process (GO): potassium ion transmembrane transport; stabilization of membrane potential
Cellular component (GO): membrane
Molecular function (GO): potassium ion leak channel activity
Source: RefSeq, a predicted model, not a curated record
GUUACGGUCACAUCGCGCCGAAGACCAAGAACGGGAAAGUGGUCACCAUAUUCUACGCUAUCGUUGGGAUCCCCCUGAUGCUACUGUGCCUUUCCAAUAUCGGCGAUAUCAUGGCUUCGAGUUUCAGAUUUUUAUACUGGAGAGUUUGCUGCUACGUAUGCACGAAACCACCAAGGAAAAGACGACCAAGGACCCAUUUUGUCAGAUCGUAUUCCAUGAGGCAACCAGGGCGAUACGGUGGAGGCAAGGGUGGCUUUCGAAGAUCCAUCAGAGUGAGCCAAAGAUCUGCAGAUUCAGCUCUGGGCUUGUCCGAAACCCUAACCAGAUCAUCGUAUUUCGACGUGGACAAUAGGUACAACGCUCGUCGAUACGAAGAUUCGGAAGCGAAGAGGCCCAUCGCCUCUUGUCCAUCGUCGAUAAAUCCAAAUAUUGGUUUUAAAGCCGCGACUGUGUCCAGAUACGCGGAUUUGCCGAUAGCGAAACCAAGUGCAGCCAGUCCCAAGAUGACGACGCAAUCGUUGGAUAGGAAGUUGCUAAUGCGUUCGCCGAACGACACCGAUCGUUCCGCAGUUUUGUGCAACAAAUACGCGUUGGAUGUGUUGGAGAACGAAUUGCGACGCUGGCAGGCCUCCGCUGGGAACAAACAUGAUCCAGAGAGUACGAGCGAGUCGCGGAUGAAAGCAGAGACGGCGGAGAGCCGAGGAAACGGGGAGAAACAAGCGCCAUUAACGACGAGGUCGUUGCCCAGAAGAUGCUUAUCCAUGGAAGGUGCGACCAGCAACUACAGAAUGAACCUGGCACCGCCUUUACGACCGUCAUCCAUUUACUUGGAACUAGAGAACUCCAGGAGGUCCCAGGUUUCAAAAACCAGGCGUUAUAGAACCAAUUACCCCAUUGCUCGAUCCUACAGGAGAGACACGUUGCCAGCGGAUCUGACGUCCUCAACCGGGCUCCCUCUACACAGACAAGUAUACGUGGACGAUUUUGACUCGGAUUACGAGUAUUACGUGAACGACGAUCAGGAGAGACAGCCGAUAAAACCAGUCCCGAUCUGGCUUUGCGUCUUCCUGGUAGUUAGCUAUAUUUUCGGUGGCGCCUUCUUAUUCAGCGCUUGGGAACACUGGCCGUUCCUCGAUUCCGCGUACUUCUGCUUCAUUACUCUCACCACUAUUGGAUUCGGCGAUUUUGUGCCGGCGUACAAGCUGGACGCGCACAAAGGGAUCGCGGUUUGCUCGUUGUACUUGUUAUUUGGAAUUGCUUUGCUGGCGAUGAGCUUUAAUCUGGUGCAAGAGGAGGUCAUCAACAACGUGAAGAACGUCGCGAAGAGGCUCGGGAUCAUCAAAGAGAGUGACGACGAGGAAGAUGCCGACGACUACGACGCGUACGACGUCGAAUACAAUGACGAGGUCGACAACGAGCUCGAGGGCUACGUCCUCGAUGAUGCCCCUCGAUGUCACUCGAUGGCUAGAAACGUCCGCGGAAUUUCCGUCGCGUAGAGAGCCAAUCCCGAAUUUCUUUUCAUUCACCGGAGUUACACCUACUUUCUUCCUUUCUUCGUUCUUCCCCUCCUCCCUUCCUUCCUUGCCUUUUCUUCGUUCUUGCUAAUUACACUGAAAAUGGAAUGGAGCACCUGCUGCAAUUGGACACCCCCGGUCAGAAAUUUGCUUUUCACGACGACCAACACGGCAUUCCAAAAGCUUUCAAAAUUAUUAUUACUAUUAUUAUUAUUAUUUCUCGACUGUGAAAUUGAAGUAAGUUUAUUUAUUUUAUAAUUGAAGCGAACGAAAAUCUUCUGAGAAUUAUGAUUAUUCGUAGAUAGUAACUGAUGAUUAACUCUCUACAAAGUAAUUGAUUGAAAGAUGCUCCCUGAUAGUAAUUGAUUUUAUACUCUCUCUAGUAUAAAGCCAAACUUUCCAAUCCAGCCUUUUAGUCUUCUAUAUUCUAGAGAUAG